AUGCGCGACUCGUUCGUCGCCCGCCCGACCGACGUCCUACUCGCCACCAUGCCCAAGUCCGGCACGACGUGGCUCAAGGCCCUCGUCUUCGCCGUCGCCCACCGCGACCGCCACGCGCCUGACGACGCGCGCCACCCGCUCCUCGGCACCAGCCCGCACGACCUCGUCCCGUUCCUCCACUCCCUCUACGAGAACCAUCGUGGUCCGGACCCUCCCGGCCUCGAGGCGAUGCCGUCGCCCCGCAUCCUGGCGGUGCACGCGCCGUUCUCGGUCCUGCGGCCGUCGGUGGCAAGUUGCCGCGUCGUCUACCUCUGCCGGGACCCCAAGGACGCGCUCGCCUCCUUCUGGCACUACAUCCCCAAGGUCGUUCCUCGGGGCCACAACCUGCCGCCGUUCCACGAGGCCUUCGAGCGGUACUGCGACGGCGUCUCGCCGUUCGGCCCUCUUUGGGACCACAUGGCCGAGUACUGGAAGGCGAGCGUGGCGCGGCCGGAGGAGGUCAUGUUCCUCCAGUACGAGCACCUCAAGGAGGACACUGUGGGCAGCGUGAAGCGCCUGGCCGACUUCCUAGGAUGCCCGUUCACCGACGAGGAGGUGGCCCGAGGCGUCCCCGACGCCGUCGUGGCUCUGUGCAGCAUAGACCGGAUGAAGGGCGUGGAGGCCAACCGGGAAGGCGAGCACGGCGUCGCCCGGACGUUCAAGAACUCGGCAUUCUUCAGGAAGGGAGAGGUUGGGGAUUGGAAGGAGCUCCUCACGCUGGAGAUGGCGCAGAGGAUCGACGACACCGUGGAGGAGAAGCUGCGAGGCUCCGGACUCUCGCUCAUCGAUCCUUCGUACAAGCUCUGCCUCCUCUCGCGCUUAGCCAUGGCUCAGCUUCCAUCCAAGAGUGAUCUAGGUAGUGCCACCAAUAGUUCACCGGAAGACGUGGACCUAGCCAAGCAGGGCGUUCGAGGUUUCAUGUCCGCGCUACCGGCAAGAGAGGGGUGGUCGGCAACACUCGUCCACCACAAGAACUACUGGCUCAAACCGAGGAUGCUGGAGGGGAUCUUGCUCGCCCAGCAGACCUUCAAGCCCCGCGCCGACGACAUCAUCCUCGCCACGCAGCCCAAGUGCGGCACCACCUGGCUCAAGGCCCUCGCCUUCGCCAUCACCAACCGAUCUCUCUACGACUUCAGCGACCACCCGCUCCUCACCCGCCACCCUCAGCACGCCGUGCCCUUCAUCGAGAUCCCCACUGCUGGCUCGGACGACCACGCCGCCGGCAUCGAGGCUCUCCCGUCUCCGAGGCUUCUCGCCACGCACAUGCCCCUGUCGCUGCUUCCGCCGGGCACGACCUCCUGCGGCUGCCGCCUCGUGUACCUAUGCCGGGAUCCCAAAGAUACGCUCGUGUCAAGGCUGCACUUCGAGAACAAGCUCGUAGAGGGUUUCAGCCUAUCCAUGGACGCCGCUUUCGGCAUGUUCUGUGAGGGCUUCUCACCGUACGGCCCCUUCUGGGAUCACUGCCUCGAGUACUGGAGGGAGAGCGUCGCAAGGCCUAACACCGUUCUCUUUCUGAAGUACGAAGAGAUCAAGUCAGAUCCGGUGCAAGUUGUGAGGAAGCUAGCGGAGUUCCUCGGCGUACCAUUCACCCAAGAGGAGGAGAGCGCUGGGAUCGCUGAGGAGGUGGUGAAGUUGUGCAGCUUUGAGAAGCUUACCAGCCUGCCGGUUAACCAGGUUGGUGUCGUUCGUCCAGGAAAUAACGUGCGCCUCGAUAAUUCUGUGUUUUAUAGGAAAGGAAAAGUAGGGGACUGGGUGAACCACAUGAACCAAGAGAUGGCGGAAAAGCUAGACAGCCUCGUUCAACACAAGCUUGAAGGGUCCGGCCUUGUGUUUUGA
Molecule: messenger RNA, 1875 nt
Organism: Lolium rigidum
Lineage: Eukaryota; Viridiplantae; Streptophyta; Magnoliopsida; Poales; Poaceae
Product: cytosolic sulfotransferase 17-like
Exons: 2
Coding region: 1-1875 (624 amino acids)
Biological process (GO): sulfation
Cellular component (GO): cytoplasm
Molecular function (GO): sulfotransferase activity
Source: RefSeq, a predicted model, not a curated record